Molecule: messenger RNA, 580 nt
Organism: Drosophila miranda
Lineage: Eukaryota; Metazoa; Arthropoda; Insecta; Diptera; Drosophilidae
Exons: 1
Coding region: 24-356 (110 amino acids)
Source: RefSeq, a predicted model, not a curated record
UUGUGUCUCUUUCCAAUCUCAACAUGAAGCUAAUCUCGCUGAACUGCAUUAUGAUCCUGGUGGUUCUUUGCUGCCUGGAUGAAUCAAAAUCCCAGACCAACUCCUCGUCUAGUUCGCCAAGUUCGAGCACCAGCAACAGUGGAAACGCCAAGAAUGUAGUAGUCUCCAAUUUGAAGUACACGGCUGUCAGGAGGAUCCGGGUCGGCAGCAGCACCUCCAGCACUGCGACCACCCGGAGUGCCUCAGUGCGCAACAAGAACCUGAGGGCCAAGCGGGCCCAGGCCAAGCGUACCCAGGCCAAGCGUAGUCAGGCUAGGCGCUCCAAGGCUCUGAACGGCCGCAGGACCAGGGGCUAAGCUAAGCUGAGGGAGUGGAUCCGAUCCCAUUCCGCUCUAUGGCCAUGUUAUCUAUUCAGCUAAAAGUCAAUCUUUUAUUUUGAGUUCAUUCUAAACACAAAAAACACUUAAGUUUAUCGACAGACGAAUUAAAUUAGAUAAAUACGUAACUUGUACUGUUUGUUUAUGCUAUUUUGAAUUGAAAGUAGAGACAUUUGAGAUGGAACUACCUGGAACCCGCCACC